Messenger RNA from Notodromas monacha, 465 nucleotides. NCBI's taxonomy places the organism in Eukaryota, Metazoa, Arthropoda, Ostracoda, Podocopida, Cyprididae. The record is from the annotation of a GenBank genome assembly.
UCCAGUUUCACGAAAUUCCCGAAAGCUGACAGACAAGUCUAUCUUAGAGACAACUACAACUUUGAUUGCAAGUGCGUCGCAUGUGACGGAGACUGGCCCGUGUUGGAGGAGACCGAGACAAGGGAAUUCGAUUGUGCUCGUUUAUGCCAAAAAUGCAACGCAACUUUGAGCAAUGAAGAGAUGGAAUCGAGCGUGAAUUGCAAAGAAUGCGGGGCCGAGUUGGACGAGACAGCUCGUGAGCUCGCAAUGCGAUGGCGAGACGUGAUGCAAAUCGUUAACGGCGCAAGUGAAACCACGGAGCCGGCAGCCGCGGCCUCUGUGCCUGUGGACGUCGUUUCGCAUGACCUUUGCUCGUACACCUUGGCCGCGGGGCACUGCAUGACUCGGCGCGGCCAAGAACCCUAUUUCGACUACUUCUUCUCUCUCGAGAUGCUGACGAAGAGCUUUCAAGUGGAAGCACGAUUA